Molecule: messenger RNA, 1015 nt
Organism: Phyllostomus discolor (pale spear-nosed bat)
Lineage: Eukaryota; Metazoa; Chordata; Mammalia; Chiroptera; Phyllostomidae
Product: olfactory receptor 56A4-like
Exons: 1
Coding region: 53-994 (313 amino acids)
Biological process (GO): G protein-coupled receptor signaling pathway
Cellular component (GO): membrane
Molecular function (GO): G protein-coupled receptor activity; olfactory receptor activity
Source: RefSeq, a predicted model, not a curated record
UGUUGUACAUUUUAAGGGACUUUGAAUUUCUAGUUUGUACAGAAUUCUUUACAUGGCCUCACCCAGCAACUACUCCACUGCAACAGUCUCCGAAUUCCUCCUCAUCUGCUUCCCUAACUACCAGAGUUGGCAGCACUGGCUGUCCCUGCCUCUCAGCCUCCUCUUCCUCCUGGCCAUGGGGGCCAACGCCACCCUUCUGAUCACCAUCCGGCUGGAGGCAUCUCUGCAUGAGCCCAUGUACUACCUGCUCAGCCUCCUCUCUCUGUUGGACAUCGUGCUCUGCCUCACUGUCAUCCCCAAGGUCCUGGCCAUCUUCUGGUUUGACCUCAGGUCUAUCAGCUUCUCUGCCUGCUUCCUCCAAAUGUUUAUCAUGAAUUGCUUCCUUGCCAUGGAGUCCUGCACAUUCAUGGUCAUGGCCUAUGACCGCUAUGUGGCCAUUUGCCACCCAUUACGAUACUCAUCCAUCAUCACUGAUCAAUUUGUGGCUAGAGCUACUAUGUUUGUUGUAGCCCGGAAUGCCCUGUUUUUCCUUCCUGUUCCAAUCCUUUCUUCCCAACUCAGAUAUUGUGCAGAGAACAUCAUCAAGAACUGCAUCUGCACUAACUUGUCUGUGUCCAAACUCUCCUGUGAUGACAUCACUUUCAACCGGCUCUACCAGUUUGUGACAGGCUGGACCCUACUGGGCUCUGACCUCAUCCUUAUUGUUCUCUCCUACUCCUUCAUCCUGAAAGCUGUGCUAAGGAUCAAGGCUGAGGGAGCUGCAGUCAAGGCCCUGAGCACAUGUGGUUCUCACUUCAUCCUCAUCCUCUUCUUCAGCACAGUCCUGCUGGUUCUGGUCAUCACCAACCUGGCCAGGAAGAGAAUCCCCCCAGAUGUCCCCAUCCUGCUCAACAUCCUGCACCACCUGAUCCCCCCAGCUCUGAACCCCAUUGUUUAUGGUGUGAGAACCAAGGAGAUCAAGCAGGGAAUCCUGAAACUACUGAGAGGUUUGUAAUAAGUAGAAAGAAUCAGGUCC